AGCGGAAGGGGCGUGUUCCUGGAGCGGAAGUGACGGGACCCGGAAGUGCGGCUCGCGUGCUGCCGCUCUCUGUGGCCUGGCCGUAAAAAUGCCUUUGGAAAGAGAAAAGAAACAGAAGAAAAGGAGAAGUGCCCAGAAGGGAGAGAACCCGGACGAUGGCGUUCGUGGGAGUCAGACAGGAGACUAUCUGGUCGGACAAGUCGCCAAUAGCUUAUUCCACGGCAAGCCCCCCUCCAGCGGCAGCGCAGGUCCACUGGCGUCCCUCUUCGGCUCCUUUGACCCUCAGCUUCAACCCGUGUACGUGCCUGUGCCUAAAGAAACCACCAAAAAAAGGAAACAGGAUGAGGAGGAGGAAAGUACAUCCCAAAAUCAAAGACCAAUUUUGGAAGAAUCUGCCAAAAAAAUGAAAGUGAAGAAGAAACUUUCUGUUGCAGACAAAACGUUGGCAAACAGAGAAAAUGCUCUAGCAAGUGCAGAUUUAGAAGAAGAAGAAGUUCACCAGAAACAAGGGCAGAAAAGGAAAAAUUCUCAAUCUGGUGUUAAAGUAGCAGAUAAAAAAGAACAUGAUGAUGUAGACCACAUAGUUGUAAAUCAAAGAAAGAAAAUUAAAAUCAACCAGGAAGAAGAGAGAUUAAAGAAUGAGAGAACAGUGUUUGUUGGAAAUUUGCCUGUCACAUGUAAUAAAAAGAACCUGAAGUCAUUUUUUAAAGAAUAUGGACAAAUAGAAUCUGUGCGAUUUCGUUCUCUGAUUCCCGCAGAGGAAACCAUGUCCAAAAAGGUGGCAGCAAUAAAACGUAAAGUUCACCCUGACCAGAAAAAUAUUAAUGCUUAUGUUGUGUUUAAGAAUGAGAGUGCUGCUACACAAGCGUUGAAAAGAAAUGGUGCCCAAAUUGCAGAAGGAUUUCGAGUUAGAGUUGAUCUUGCAUCUGUCACUUCCUCUAGGGAGAAGAGAUCAGUGUUUGUGGGCAAUCUCCCAUACAGAAUUGAAGAAUCUACAGUUGAGGAACACUUUUUGGACUGUGGCAAUAUUGUGGCAGUAAGAAUUGUGAGAGAUAAAGUUACAGGAGUCGGCAGAGGGUUUGGCUACGUGCUUUUUGAGAAUACAGAUGCUGUUCAUCUUGCUCUGAAAUUAAACAAUUCUGAACUGAUGGGAAGAAAACUCAGAGUCAUGCGUUCUGUUAAUAAAGAAAAAUUAAAACAAAAUUCAAAACCCAGUUCAAAGGAUGUCAGUAAACCUAAACAGGGACUUAAUUUUGCUUCAAAAAAUGUAGGACAUUCUAAAAAUUUAUUUAUUGGAGAAAAAGCUGUUCCCAUUAAAGAAAAGAAAGGCCAGAAGAAAAGUGGACAGACUAAGAAACAGAAAAAACAGAGGUAGCAACUGAAGCUUUUUAUUUUUAUCUCACUGAGUAUUGGUAAUAAAAGUGUGGUGGACCCACAUAUUGAGUUUUAGAAUUUUUCAUGGAUGACGUAUGUGAAACACGGAAACUUUCCAUUUAUUAUGUAGAAAUAAUAACUUUGAAGUGUUUGUUUUAAGGUGUUGGUGGAUUAGUCACUUGGAUAUGUGUUAUAGGCGACGGUAAAUGAUUUUAGACUAAUGGUAAACAUUUAAAAUUUCAGGUUGUGUAUGAACUUUAGUGGAAGUUAGAAUUCAGAUAGUUAUUUCAGGAAUUACUUGAAAUGAGACACAAUUAAAAAGUGAGUAGAAAAAGAAAAGAAAAAUAUUUAAAGAAAAAAAUUUAAAGAAAUAUAAAGCAAUAAAUAAUAAUGGCUGUCCCAAGACAAAGUAUCUUAAUAAUAAAAGUGGAAAUGCUAACCUAUGGUUUAAUCACAAUCUUUAAGAAGAAAGGUUUUGAGGGCUAUUAUAUAACAGUCACUCAUUUUUUUCUUCCUUUCUUUUGUAUUUAACAAUAAGUGGAGUUCUGGGUUUUAAUUUUAUUCCAUCAACCUAAUAAUAACUAACCAAUAAGACAUAUAAAAUUUGGCUCUGAUUUCUUUUUUUUAAUUGGUGAUUAGACUAGUUAUUGAAGUCCUUGGCAAAUUGGCCAGAAAACAGAUGUCUAAUUUUUCUUUCCUAUAUUUUAAUUUGAAAAAUAUUCUUCCAAGAAAACUUACACCUCAUGAAACAAUCUUUCAGAUACUCAUAUGUAUAGGAAACAUUUUCUGAUAAAAUAUGGUAAUUAUGUCAUAUAGAAUAAAGUUCAACAAGGAGAAUGAAUAUGAGUAGUCCCUUGGAGCUUAACCCUGUGAUACAGUUACUUCCCCUCUCACAAAUUUUUAUACACUGGACCUGUAUCCAGGAAGCAGGAGAGGAGGGAAACCAGAGAGCAGAUCCUAUGUCAGCAAAAUCUGGAUACGUGCAUUCUACCAUUUAGGU
Messenger RNA from Talpa occidentalis (Iberian mole), 2374 nucleotides. It is a transcript of the gene RBM34, whose product is annotated as RNA binding motif protein 34. Lineage: Eukaryota; Metazoa; Chordata; Mammalia; Eulipotyphla; Talpidae. The record is from RefSeq and is a predicted model, not a curated record. Gene Ontology annotation, molecular function: RNA binding.